AUGUCAGGACUGAGUCAUAUCAAUCUUAAAUCGGAUGAUCCAUUUGAUUUAUUCUCUGAUUGGUGUGAAGAAAUUAAAAAAUCCUCCGAUAAUAAGCCACGUUCGCGAAAUGUUGUACUUGAAAAAUGGGAUAAGAAUGGAUUUUUGUUUACGUCGGAUAAUCGUAGUCGUUUAGCAAAAGAAAUUGCAAAUAAUAACUCAGCAUCAAUUUGCAUUUUUUGGAAAUAUAAAAACGAAAUGGGAGAAACUAUUUUACGCCAGAUAAGAAUUGAAGGACACGUUGAGGAGCUUGCUCGAAAUGAGGUGGAAAAAAUUUACGAGGCCAAACCAUUGUACGCUAAAAUUCGUUCUCAUUUGUGUCACCAAGAUGCUGUUGUCGAUUGGAAUCAAAUGAAAAAACAACAUGAUGAGUUAUUGAAAAAAGUUGAAGCCAAGGAAAUAUCUUUGGCGAUUCCAGAUCAUUUUGUUGGAUACAAAGUUGUGCCAACAUGGAUGGAAUUUUAUGACUCAAAAGUUUCAUUCAUUGCUGAUCGACUUGAAUUUAUAAAAAAUAUUAAUGAUGAUACCUGA
Aphidius gifuensis is the source of this 570-nucleotide messenger RNA. RefSeq names its product pyridoxine/pyridoxamine 5'-phosphate oxidase-like. The transcript is spliced from 5 exons. The coding region runs from base 1 to 570 and encodes 189 amino acids. Gene Ontology annotation, molecular function: FMN binding; pyridoxamine phosphate oxidase activity. Gene Ontology annotation, biological process: pyridoxine biosynthetic process; pyridoxal 5'-phosphate biosynthetic process. The record is from RefSeq and is a predicted model, not a curated record. Lineage: Eukaryota; Metazoa; Arthropoda; Insecta; Hymenoptera; Braconidae.